Clarias gariepinus (North African catfish) is the source of this 1667-nucleotide messenger RNA. It is a transcript of the gene scn4bb, whose product is annotated as sodium channel, voltage-gated, type IV, beta b. Gene Ontology annotation, molecular function: transmembrane transporter binding; sodium channel regulator activity. The record is from RefSeq and is a predicted model, not a curated record. Gene Ontology annotation, cellular component: voltage-gated sodium channel complex; membrane. The coding region runs from base 17 to 706 and encodes 229 amino acids. The transcript has 5 exons. Gene Ontology annotation, biological process: regulation of sodium ion transmembrane transporter activity; regulation of ventricular cardiac muscle cell membrane repolarization; cardiac muscle cell action potential involved in contraction. NCBI's taxonomy places the organism in Eukaryota, Metazoa, Chordata, Actinopteri, Siluriformes, Clariidae.
UUGUAAGGACUGAGAGAUGGAGGUCCUGAAAGCAAAAAGGUUCCUGCCAGGAAGGAGCUCCAUCAGCCUUCUCCUAAUUAUCACAUUCAGUUUAUAUGGGACGUUAGAGGCGUUGGAGAUGAACACCGGUAAGAUUCCCUUUAUUGAGGCAGUGAACGGCAGCGACGUCCUGCUGACCUGCACCUACGCCAGCUGCAUGGGCAUUGAAAAUCUAUACUUCAAAUGGGAGUUCAAUGACAAUGGCACCAUGGUGAAGGUGAUGGACUCAGUGAUCCCGUUGGAUAAAGCAGAGCUGGUAAACAAGAAGAUUUACCGAGAGCGUGUGGAGUUUGUGGGUUCCAGUAAGCAGAACAACGUGUCCAUAAUGAUCUGGAACGUGACCUUCGAGGACGCUGGCCAGUACACGUGUUUCGGCAAGAACCCCAAAGAGUUGGGCAAGAACCACAGCGCCAUCUUCACACUCUAUGUGGUGGACGAAUUACGGGUUGUGGAUAACACUUUGACCAAGAUCAUCGUGUCGUGUGUGGGCGGCGGCAUAGCCCUGCUGGUGAUCUUCAUGCUGCUUAAGAACUUCACACUCUUCGUCCUCGCCAAGCUCGAGGAGAAGAAUAAGGAGUGCCUCGUCUCCUCCUCAGGGAUCGAUAAUACAGAAAACGGACUGUCCGGCUCCAAAGUGACACCCAAACCUACACCAAAGAAGGCCUGAGAGUGACACGCACACACACAUGCACACACACACACAUGCACACACACAUGUCUAAGUGCAGAUCUGAACCAUAUCGAAUUCUGCCUAUGCAUUUCAAUGCAAUGUACAGACUUACUGUAACUCAGCCGGACUCGGCCGCAUGAAGCAAUUUCGACUCUGCCUCUCUAAUACAUAUUACUGGUAUUUACUGAAUAUUUGAUUGUUUAUUUGCUUUAGAUUAAACCAGGUGCCUGUAGACGCUUCUGUCGCCACCUAGGCGUAGCGAGAACUACAAUAAUGCCAAACAUGCGCGCACACACACACACACACACACACACACAGACAACGUGUAAUGCAAAUAAAACAGAAUGCAACAAUAUAAACAGAACCCCUAUGAACAUGUAGAUGCUGCUAGCUGACGAAUGAAUACUUGAAAAUCUCUAGAAAUAGACAAAAAGACUAAUGCAAAUACAAUACUGAUGAUGCUGCUUCACACUAUUAAGCGAUGCUUUUUUUAGCAUGGUGAUAAGAAACAACCUUGUUUACCGUAGUGUUAGAGGAACGCAAUACACAACAAUGUUUAAUAUAUUAAGUAUUAAUAGUAAUACAAUUAUUACUUCUUUUUAUUAUUGAAUCACGUAUUAAACUUAGACAGCGUUGUAAUAUGAAUGUAUGCUUUUAAACACACGCGUAUCCAAAUGAUCACCACUCACACACGGCUACAGUAAGAAUGCAAUAUUCUGACACUUUAAUCAGCAUGAGACCAGCGCAGGCUUGAUAACGAACAAACACCGCGCCGACAAAUAUCUUGUAGAUUAGUCCAACCAGGAUGCUGCAUUGUCUUUUUCUUUUUUUCUUUCUCAGAUUGGGGUUUGUUAUUUAAGUUUGUUCUUUAACCAGGUGAAGCGAAUCUAGAUAUAUUGAGUCAGAAAAUGUAGAACACAAAACUUUGAAACAAUUUAAACCAAAAUAUAUUGCAAUG